This is a messenger RNA of Trifolium pratense (red clover), 875 nucleotides long. Its product is annotated as protein BUNDLE SHEATH DEFECTIVE 2, chloroplastic-like. The coding region runs from base 149 to 565 and encodes 138 amino acids. Gene Ontology annotation, molecular function: protein folding chaperone. The transcript has 4 exons. NCBI's taxonomy places the organism in Eukaryota, Viridiplantae, Streptophyta, Magnoliopsida, Fabales, Fabaceae. Gene Ontology annotation, cellular component: chloroplast stroma; protein folding chaperone complex. The record is from RefSeq and is a predicted model, not a curated record.
AUCAUCCAUUCCAUUCUUUCCCUCAUUCAACGUAGUGUCCAAUGUCCUUUAACAACAGAAUAUCUGUACCACUCAUAGUUCCAAUUCUUGUUCAUCACGCACCUAACUUCAACAAAAUACUCUUGUUAUUGUCCUUUUAACUUUUUCAAUGGUCUCUGCUUUAUGCCUAACCCCUUCAUGUCUUGGUACUAAGAUUGUUUGUGCUCAAAAUUCAGAAUGUUUAGGUAUCAACUUAGAAACCAAUACCAAUCGAAGACAUUUGAGGAUCAAUUAUGUGUUCCAAGCCCCUCCCCCAGAUAAAUAUUUCCUUAUCACUACAAAGGCUUCAAAUGGCAACCAACCAAACACAAAACCAAAUAGUGUCAUUUGUGCUGAUUGUGAUGGAAAUGGAGCUGUUGUCUGCUCUCAAUGCAAAGGUAGUGGAGUGAACUCUGUUGAUAUUUUCAAUGGACAGUUUAAAGCUGGUGCCUCCUGUUGGCUUUGCGGAGGUAGGAAGGAGAUGUUAUGUGGGAAUUGCAAUGGAGCUGGUUUUUGUGGCGGCUUCUUGAGCACUGGUGAUCAGUAGGGAGGGCCGGCGAAUUCAGUACAUAUAUCAAAUAUUCAUCAAUUAUUAUAAACUUCAUAGAAUGGCAAAACAGCCUUAAUUUCCUACUAUGUACUACUGGUACAUUUUUAUUUAGUUAUCAUCUAUAACAGUAUAAAUAUUCAGCUGAUCACAAUUCACAGCCAUAAUUGAUGCUAAAUAGUAGUAAUAUAUAUCUCUUCAAGACUUUUGGUUCAUCUGAUUUUGAGUAUGAUGAGUAGCUUCAGAUUCAGAUUCAGAUUCAGAAUCCAUGUAAUGGAACAUGUGCUACCUUUUCCUUUUUUCUCCACAA